This is a messenger RNA of Cloeon dipterum, 1098 nucleotides long. Its product is annotated as androgen-dependent TFPI-regulating protein-like. The coding region runs from base 156 to 902 and encodes 248 amino acids. The transcript is spliced from 6 exons. The record is from RefSeq and is a predicted model, not a curated record. Gene Ontology annotation, cellular component: endomembrane system; membrane. Lineage: Eukaryota; Metazoa; Arthropoda; Insecta; Ephemeroptera; Baetidae.
UCAUUCAAUUGCUCAGAGAUUUCAAGUCCACCGAAAAAGUUUCAUUCUGACAGAGGUACAACAGCAACUAUAAUGAGAUCAUCUCAUUAGAGGAAUUUGAAUUUCGUGGAUUUUCAUGAGAUUUGUACCUCCUUGAGCACAUCACCACAAGCAAAAUGAGCAGCAAGACGGACGGCAUAAAGCACCAUUGUGUGACCUUUUUCCAUGGGUCAGUGGUCACCUACUAUGCCAUCGUUGAUUUCCACAUGGCCCAAGCCAACUACAAUUUGUACCAGUCCGACCACCCCAUCACCAAAAUGUUCCUCUGCGGUGUCUUACACUUCUUUACAACUUGGAAUCAGGUUUUCCACCAACUUUACUUUCUGCUAAGUCUGGUACAAGACCUCCUGACCUACUCAACAAACCGCGAUCACUUACAAUUUUGCUCGUGGUUCGACUCGAUAAAAUACAAAUACUUCGUUCCAAUUCUUAUGCCAGCUACGUUCAUGACCAUGGUGAAUUACUGGACCAUUCACUUAAUCGCACCGCAUCUUAUGCUGGCCGAACUUCUUCAAUUUUAUGCCCCAUGGCUUAAUCACGCGGUGCACACUUUCAUCACGCCGAUUAUACUUGGAGAGUUCUUUAUCACCACACAUGGCAUCCCGUCGUGGAGGAAGGGAUUCAAGUACUCCACGAUUUUGAUGGCUUGCUACGCUGGAUGGGUGUAUCCAUUUGGAUUUCUCCUUGGCCAGUGGCCCUAUCCUUUUCUGGAGGUGAUGAACGCAACGCACCAUAUUUUAUUCUUCCCUUCAAUGUUUAUCCACGGCUACUUCUGGUACAUAGUCUUCAGAUACGCUGAAAAGCAGUUGUACGGUGAAUAUGCAUCAACGAGUGCAGCCACGAAUGGAAAGAAGAAAGACUGAUGCCCUUUUAAACUGCAUGCUUUCAAUGUGAUAUCAAUAAUCCAAUAUUUUUUAUGUGCCAUUUCGAAAUGGAUAAAAAUUCGCUGGUCGAAAAUAAAAUUAUGACAAACUGAAGAAUAUAAAUGCAUAAAUGAUGGUGGAUUAUUUUGAUUAUCUUUAUACUAUGAUAAAACAAUAAAAAAUGAAUGUAACCAGA